Messenger RNA from Orbilia oligospora ATCC 24927, 2037 nucleotides. RefSeq lists its product as uncharacterized. The coding region runs from base 1 to 2037 and encodes 678 amino acids. Gene Ontology annotation, molecular function: protein binding. NCBI's taxonomy places the organism in Eukaryota, Fungi, Ascomycota, Orbiliomycetes, Orbiliales, Orbiliaceae. The transcript is spliced from 3 exons. The record is from RefSeq and is a predicted model, not a curated record.
AUGACUUGGUCCGAUUCCGAAGAGUCAAUUAUCCCUCGAGGGGAUAUACCUAAUAGAAGAAUCGAAGAGCUGCCAGAUAGUUACGAAGAAAACGCGGCUGAGCAGCGGGGAGGAUGGGGCGACCAAAACGAUGAUGAUCAAGCUCCGGGGUGGGGUGAAACAGCAGGUGGAUCUGGAGAAGUUUAUGAUGGUCAGCAGCAGGACAAUUGGGGUGAUGUUUCUCGGAACAGCAAUUGGGAAGAUAAAUCUCACAUUGAAGAAACGAAAUCGAUAGAUGCCGUGGUAAAUGGUGGAGACUCGUGGUUUGGUUCUCCUAUGAAGGUUGACAAGAAAGAGAAUUCUGGUGGGAAAAGAGCGAAGAAAGAUGAAGGGUCGUUGGACAACUCUAAGAAGUCUGAAGAUAUCUUCUCUGCUGGACAAUCACAGGAAGACCAAUCUCUUGAAAAUACUCCUUUCACACCUAAACCUUCUAACGAUCCUCCUUUAACGCCUAAACCUGCUGAAGAUCCUCAAUCUGAGCCUUACGAUUGGAGAAAGACUCCUGCUCUGCCUGUUCCUCGAAGAAGUGGUUCGUAUAGCCUCCAAGCAUACAAAGCUUCCUUAGAAGAGCAUCUACACAGCAACGACUCUUCACAACAACUCCCACAAAAACCUUCAUCUAGAAAACUUUCUCCUCAGCAACUUAACCUCUCCUCCACCUCAUCACAUCACUCCCACAGCUGUCCACGUCCUGCAAGUAAACCUUCAUUACCGAUCUUCUCUUACGGGAAACUUAAAUCCCAAGAAGACAAUUCACAGAAAGAGCAACGUGCCAGAGAUAUCUCACCGAAGCCUCGAUCUCGAGCUGACUCAAUUCAUCAACCUCCACAGAGAGAAGAAACUAUCCCAAAACCUCCCCCCUUGAAAGACGCGUCACGAAAACUUCCUUCCUCUAAAGCUUCCUCUCAGAAGUUUAACCCUCAAGAAGACCCAUCAGGUAACCCAAAGCCUGCAAAAGCUUCUCCUCAGACCCAAGGUGAUUCUUCACGUCAACCAAAAUUUGAAUUUAUUAAGCCUUAUUCUCAAACCAUGUCUCCACCAAAAACAUCGAAGAUGGUCAAAGACCAUUCGGAGCCCGAACAUUCACGAAAGAAUGAAAAGAGGCCAGCCAAGGAGUACAAGGGUGAAACGAGCAACCCAUCACGACCUCCACCUAUCACGCAGCAGCCGGUCGUGUCUGGAGAUUCUUUUCUAAAUCUCCUCAUAUCCGGAAAGUUCUCCGAUAUGACAGUUGUCAUCGGUAGCGGCAGAGAGAAGCGAAUUUACAAGCUUCACAAGAACAUUCUUUGCACUAAGUCCGAGUACUUCCAAGGUGCCGUUCAGAACCUCAACGAUCCAAGCCGGGGGGAGCUUUGGAUCCGUAUCCGAGACCUCCUGCCCCCAAUCUUCGACCUGGUCCUCGAAUGGAUCUACGGCGAUGUUCUUGCCAUCGAACGUCACCAACCACUCAUUCUGGCCCUCUACCGAGCUGCCACCUUUCUCAAGAUCCGUGGACUGAAGCUCCACAUCGCCCGAAGCGUCAGCAAGAUGCUUAAGGGCAAGCGCAAGUACGGGGCUGGAAUCGACUUCGACGACUUCGAGGUCGUCCGUGGACUCUUCCGGUAUGCGGAGUCCUCGGAGUACUUUUCCAGUCUCCGAAAGUGCACCGACGAGCUGGCGUUGCAGAACAAUGUCCCAAAGGACAUGCUUGCCGCCGAGCACGCGAAGAAGAGAGACGAGGAGGCCACCGACGCGAACACGAAGUUCUGGAUGGCAUUGUCGUUGAGCUACCAGUUAGCUCUCGACGCCACCGUUUGCUCGGGGUGCAGGGGGCGGGUGUCCACGAAGACCAGAAAUGGUCUGGACAGGAAAUGCUGUCAUUGUGACAGCGAAGACGAGGGCUCCGGCCCAUCUACACCACCACCACCACAACCACGACCGGACCCGAAGUCGGAGAAAUCCGACAAGACACCACGUUCGGCCCGCAAGGGCAAAGAUGUCGAGAAGAGGGGGUCUUAG